Messenger RNA from Pararge aegeria (speckled wood butterfly), 2524 nucleotides. RefSeq lists its product as uncharacterized. The record is from RefSeq and is a predicted model, not a curated record. NCBI's taxonomy places the organism in Eukaryota, Metazoa, Arthropoda, Insecta, Lepidoptera, Nymphalidae. Bases 129 to 2441 code for a protein of 770 amino acids. The transcript is spliced from 15 exons.
GUACCUACACUUUAAUAGUGCAUUAAGUAGUAACUAGGACGUGUACAUUCAAGUUUUUUGCACAUUAAGUGUAUUACUACAAACAUAUAAAAAAAACAUAAGUAACAUGGAAUAAUGUAUCUAAUAUAAUGCAUAAUCAGAUUCGUAUUUUAACUAUAGCACUAUACAUUUGUGUUUCAAAAUGUUCGCGAGUUGAGGACAUCCAUACUCAGAGAGCGCUCAAUGUUUCCGACUACUGUCCCAGAAUUGGAGAAUGUGGAGAAGGGUCGCACGUUAUGUGCCUUUAUAAUUCGGCCAGAGUCAUGGGAACUGCUUGUUACGAUUUUUUAACGAAUGUAACAAUAACACCAGAGUACGCGCAACUCAUACUAAGAAUUACUAACAGAAUUCGAAGUAAAAUUGCAAAUGGCCAAGUAAAAGCUAAGAAUGGUCUAACCCUGCCAAGGGGCUAUGGUAUGUUCAAAGUGGUUUGGGACGAAGAGCUGGCAACAUUUGCACAAGUCUGGGCGAACCAAUGUCUUCUUCGUUUGGAUAUGUGUAGAUCCAGCAAGAGGUUUCCCAAUGUCGGCCAAGCGCUCGGCAUGACCCGGUUAUCUCUGAACAAUUGGAUGCCAAUUCACAAAUCUGAUUUUAACGAUACCACGCUAACUAAAGAGAAGGUGAAGUAUGCCCUCAAGUCGGUGAUGAAGGCGUGGUGGGAUAUGAAGGAGACGGUCUCCGCGGAGGACGUGAAUCAGUUCAACAGAUCGGGCCCCUCAAUCCUACGAAAUAAAUUUUUGAAUUUGGUUCACGGACCACUCACACAUAUGGGCUGCGGUAUAUCUGUUUAUAAAGAAUACGCGUACAAGGACAAUUUGGCUGAACUAUUUUUUAAUUGCAUUCAAAUUGUCUGCAAUUUCUCAUCGCGUCCCAAGUACGGAGAGCCAAUUUAUACCGUAGAACCACCCACUAAACCCGGUUACACGAUCCGCUGCGGAUGUCCCGUGGGAUUCGACGAAGAUGAGACUUGUCUGUGCUAUGAAACUGGCAGGAAGAUACCAUAUUCAUGCAAGGACAAAGAUCAAUGCAAGCCUUCUGUGGUCGUCUUGCCAAUUUUUACCAUCGAGGAUACUACCACUUCGAAAGUUGGAAGCAACAGCAGUAUUUUGAGGGAAACGAGGAACGACUUAUUCGAUAACUUCGAUACAGUGAAUAAGCGGAUACCGUUAAAUAAUUACAAUGAUAUUUUCAACAACAUACAAGCCAUGGACUAUGAAAGCGAUUUAUCCAGAAGAUUCCCAACUGAUGGAGACACUCGAUAUAUUAUUAAGGAACCCAAAAUUACACAUACUGACAAUACUACGAAAUCACCAUAUCGCUUGGCCGGUGUUACAUAUGCCAGAAGACACUUUUCAAGACAAAAGCAAAGCAUAUUUUCGAAGGCUGAAAUAUUUGAGUUACCAAUUAAAAAAAGGAAACAAGUGACUAUGAAUAUUGUCCAUAAAAUCAAAGACAAAGGAUUUAAAAAGGAUGUAGCGCCUAGAAAAGACUUUACUAAAGUGCAAAAACUUGUUUCUAAUUAUUUAGACAAAAAGAGAAGCGGAAAACAGUUGAACCCAGCCUCUGAUAGCGAUGGCUAUAUAUCUCGUGGACCAGUCACAGUCACUAAUUAUAAUAGCAAAACGCUUCAAAGAAGUAAAGAAAAUAAAAACGAUGUUUUAAAAUAUGAAAAUCAAAAGGAUACUUUCAUAAAUAAUUUGAGUAUAACAAAUCAUCCAUUAAAACACUCUCGCAUAAACCCACCAGGAGAAGAUGAUAUAAAACUCAUGACCAUCUUAGAUAACCUAGAAGAAGAAGUAAAAAACAUGGAAUUGAAUUCAAAUGAAAAAGUACUGUUUGAUGAAAAAAUCCGUAAAAUAUAUGGAGCUCUAAUAGGUAAACCCAAUUUAGUGCACCAAGAGUUUAAGUUAUUGAGUAAAGAUUCAAUGAAUGAAUCGAUUACUAGUGACAUUAAUUUUAAGAAUUUACCAGAAGUUGAUAGGUUCAAUGCAGAUAAAUACAAUACAGUGGCCAACUAUAAAAAUAAAAUGGAACGAAAUUAUGGGAAGAAUGCAAAAAGUAUGUUUAUUGGCGGUAAUGAAAAUUUUGAAGACAGAAAACUCCGAAAUAUACACGACCUUAGAGAAAAAUUUAAUCAUGGAAAUCUUCAUUCAAGAAAUGAUGGGUACGAAUACUAUCCACUAGGUAGUGAAAGAAGAAGAUAUUAUCACCAAAAGUUAGUAAAUUUACAGAAAAGAAUUAAUAAUAUUAAAAGAAGUCAUCACACGAAACAUGUGUCCGAGGAUCGUGACAUUAGACAUGUUCGUCCAACGAAGCAAGAAAAACACCAACGUCGCAGACCGAACGAUCACGUCAAUACGUACUACAUGCCAGAUCGGGCGAGAUUUCUUCACGGCUUUUGAAUACCAGAAUAAUUUUCUUCACGAUUCCGUUCAAGAUGCAUUUAUAAAAUAAAUAUAAAUAUAUUACGACAAUACACACAUCG